AUGGAUGUGAUUCAGCGUCGCCCGGUUGGUUUGUAUUACGAGCAAUGGUUGCUGCCUGGGCAGCAACCGGCAUAUCUCUGCAGGUUAUGCAAUAGCAAGAAGACGUUCCAGUCAAUCAAGAACCAUGAAAGGUGGAUCAAGCACAAAGAACGGGUUCGAGACCGGGACGCUUUAUUGGCCAAUAGGGGCGGGCGGGAUGGAUCCUGGGAUACCCGUCAGGUUGACGACAUGAGAGUCGACAAUCCGACCCCUGCUGGCAUGGGUCAAGCCGACGUGCUUGCGAGACUGGAUGCUGGUUUCGGUGGUGGAGCUUAUGAUGACGAUAUUGAUUGGAGAACAGAUGAUGGACAAAUCGAUGAUGUGAACGAACCUGUGCGGGGUGACGACUUUGACGAGCGCUUUUCCGAUGUGAGUUUGAACGGGCUGGCAUUGAUUAUUCGGAACAUCCGUCAGUCCUCGCCGGUUGAUUCAGAUUACUCGAGUGCGGCGCCUUCGGUGUGGGGGUUUGGGGACGAUGAUGAGUUACUCGCCGGUGGAGAUCGAGACGCCGAAGGAGAAGUGGAUGAAGUGCGUCAUCUUGGUGAUCGGGGCUGGUUCCCCUUCAAGGAUAAAACCGUAAGUCCCCUUGCCCCCUGGGCCCGCGGGCAUGUGCGGACUUAG
Molecule: messenger RNA, 660 nt
Organism: Puccinia graminis f. sp. tritici CRL 75-36-700-3
Lineage: Eukaryota; Fungi; Basidiomycota; Pucciniomycetes; Pucciniales; Pucciniaceae
Exons: 1
Coding region: 1-660 (219 amino acids)
Source: RefSeq, a predicted model, not a curated record